Messenger RNA from Eupeodes corollae, 5908 nucleotides. RefSeq names its product protein TIS11 (gene Tis11). Gene Ontology annotation, molecular function: metal ion binding; mRNA binding. The coding region runs from base 1616 to 3022 and encodes 468 amino acids. The transcript has 3 exons. NCBI's taxonomy places the organism in Eukaryota, Metazoa, Arthropoda, Insecta, Diptera, Syrphidae. The record is from RefSeq and is a predicted model, not a curated record.
GAUCAUUUAGUUAGAAAACGAGCGGCGCUGGAAAUGCACGCGAGGUUACUUACCACCACACAGUGCAGAUAGAAAGAAAAGAAGUCAAUGUGAUUAAAUACAUUUUUGUUUUCUUAUUUUUAUAAUUUUAUUUAAAUUUAACAAUAUUUUUUGACGAGUUGGGAAAAAUAUAUUUGGAAAAAAAAAGAAAAAAUAUAUAUUCGAAAAACGAAAUAUAUAUUUUAACUUUAAAAAUUUGUUUGGUGCGAAAUUUUAACAACAAAACAAAAAAUAAAUCACAAAAAAUAUAAAUCAAAAAGAAAAUAAAAAACAAAGGUUUCCCCUUUGACUAAAAAAAAAGAAGAAAAAAAGUGUUAACAAAAAAAUAGUUUUUUUUUACUGCCAAAUAAAACCAAGUGAUAUACAAAAUAAUCCUUAGACUUCAUACUAAAUUACAACUUAAAAUAAGAUCUCAAAAAAAUAAAUAAAAUUAAAUAUUUAAUAUAAUCUAUAUAAUUUAUUAUAAAACAAAACAAAGUGUCUGGAGUUAAAUAAUUUAAAAAAACAAAAUUAUUAACCAAUCGGUGGAAAAAUACAACAGACCGAUCGCCUAGAAGAUUCAGAAACACCAACAAGUCAACCACUAACGCCAACAUCUACGUCGUCGAAGUCAAAGUCGAAGUCGUAGUCGUAGUCGUAGUCGUCAAGCAAACAGCAACAAAAACAACAAGAAAACAACGAAAAACUGCAGCACAAAGAGCAACAAGCCUCAGCCACCACAAUCCACAAUCUCUCGAAAUUAUCCAUAGCGAGCCACCACAAAGGAUCGGCAUUCGGCAUCGGCAUCGGAAUCCAUCGUUGUCGUCGCAGUCUUUUCUUCCAUCGUCGUCGUCGUAGUUGAAGUCGUCGUAGCGUAGUAGUCAUUCGUUCCGUCGUAGCUGGAGAUCAAUCGUUCGAGUUCGAGCUCAAAAGCUGUGUUCUCGCUCCACAAAAAUAGUGUUUGAUCUUGUUGGCCAAUCUUGCUGCCGCUAUAACAACUUACAUACAUACUCACUAAAAGCUAAACAAUAAAAAAAAAUAUAUACAUAUAUACCCACACGCGUUGCCUUUUUUUUAAUUUAUUUUAAUUUAUGUCUAGUUACACGAUAUUUUUUUUAAAUUUUUAAAUAAAUGCAAUAUAGUAUGAGUACACGUCUUUAAAAAACAACAACGAAAUUACACUCUCUGACAAGCAAGCGCACAAAAGCAACAAAAAGAAAGAAACAUAUACCUACGUAAAGACGUCAAAAAUCAGGAAACUAAAUAAAGAAAAUUGUAAGCAAAAGUGAAUAUACCUACAUAACUCGAGGCCACAACCCUAUCAAUAAAAAUUUAAACAAAAGUUUACAAAAAAUAAAAAAUAAAAUUAAAACAAAGGCAAUAGAAAAACGUAAUUCGGAAAUUUCCAAGUUUUUAGUCAGCAACAAAAAACGUGGGUCCCCCCCAUAUCACAGAUCACUCACGAAAUAGAAGGAGUUAACUUCUGGAGCAACUAAAGAUCAUUUUCAACAACAACAAAAAACUCUGAUUCAGCAGCGCCAGCAGCUUUUUGACCAAACACCAAGAACAAAAACCGAUCGCGGUAGAAAAAUUUAAAAUGUCUGCAGCAAUUAUGCACAACAACGCAUCUAUUUAUCACGAAUGUGGUGAAUUUCUACUAAAGAAUCAGAAAUCGUCUAUACAUUUGCAUCAGUCAGCAACGAAUGCGGUGGCAAAUGCACAAUCGAACAACAACAAUAAUAACAAUACCAAUACAGUUAACAGUAAUAAUAACAAUAUUAACAACGCAAUGUUGUCAGUUAGCCAUUUGGCAUCAAAUGGUGUUUCAAUUCUUAAUACCAAUGUUUUAAAUAAUAAUUUAUCAACUCAAAAUGGUAAUUCAUCAUCGUCUGUUGCUGCUUCAGCUAAUCUUAUUCAACAUCAUUUGAAUGUGUUGUCUGUGCAACAACAGCAGCAGCAGCAACAACAACAACAACAACAGCAGCAGCAACAGCAACAACAACAACAGCAACAACAACAGCAGCAACAACAACAACAGCAGCAAGAUCAAGAACAAAAAGCAUAUAUACAUACAGCUUUAACUCGUGCUGUCUCACAUCCUCAAAACAGUGCUGCCAACGUUGUUUCACUUGUAAAUACGUUGCUCGAAACUUGCCACCGCAAAUUGGAAAGGACACAAUCUGAACCAUUGCCACAGGUUAACACAUCUAGAUACAAGACCGAGCUAUGUCGUCCAUUCGAAGAAGCCGGUGAAUGUAAAUAUGGAGAAAAGUGCCAGUUUGCUCAUGGUUAUCAUGAGUUGCGCAACUUACAAAGACACCCCAAGUACAAAACUGAAUAUUGCCGCACCUUUCACAGUGUCGGCUUUUGUCCCUAUGGUCCUCGAUGCCAUUUCGUCCAUAAUGCCGACGAGGCACGUGCAAUGAUUCAACAACAACAGCAGCAACAACAACAACAACAGCAGCAACAACAACAUCAUCAACAACAAAUCCAACACCAGAAUCGCAUCAAUGCUGCAUUUGCUCGUCUACCACAAAAUGCUCUUAACAAUCAUCCAUUACCAUUGAGUCCUCCAUUAUCUAUGUCAACUGGAUCUGAUCGUGCCUCUCCCACAGGCUCCAUAUCACUAAGUCCAACAAAUUCAAUAGGAAGCUUUCCAUUUGUCGAUCAAAUAAGUCCCGCAAGUUCGGUCUUCCCGACAACAGCUUUUCCAUAUAACCAUAGCCCACCAGCCAGUCCAAAUAGCCCAAUGUCACCUGUUAAUACACCACCUCCAUCCAUCAUCAUGGCUGGUAACAAUCAUCAUCAUCAUCAGUACAUUAAGCCGAUCUCACAGACACGCAUUUCAAACAAAUCUAGUUCGCCAAUUUCCAUUGUGGCUAACGGUGGCGGUAGCAACAACACUUCAAGUGCUGCCAAUUCAGCAAGCAGCGAAGAAGCACGCCUUCCAGUCUUCAAUAGACUCAGCUCAACCUUAGAUGCUUUUUCCAAUUUAGCCCUAUAAGUUGUGUGCUUUUCAAGACAGAAAACAAAAACAAAUUUAUCGGGACAUUCGAAAGAAUAAGCCAUUUUUUAUUAAUUUCUAUUUUAUUUUUUUUCCCAUUGGACUUUACCUUAUAAUAAUUAUUAUUAUAAUCGUUUCGGAAUACCCAACAACAACAACAAAAUCGAACUGACCAAAUCAAUUAGAUUGACUACAUAUAAAAUAUUAUAUGCCCCAGGUGAACAUAUAAUUGUUUUUUCUUUUAUAUAUCAGCAAGUAUAUAUAUUUUCAAGAAAAAUUAUUUCUGUUCAUUACAAGAAAAAAAAUGUUUUCUUUUUUUUAUAAUAAGAAUUAUUAUAAAUUAUGUACCUAUAUAUAUAUUUUAUAUUUGAAAAUUUAUUUUUGAAAGAUUGUAAUUUAAAAAACAAAAAAAAAAUUCAAAAAAUUCCGACGAAAUAUGCCUACACACAUAAGCUGUGUACUUGUACAUACAAAAAUGAUUAAAUUAAAUCGAAAAACAACUUUUAUUGUAUAAAAUCUUGUUUGGAAGUGAUAUAAACUUAUUAAUUAUUUAAAAGAAAAACAAAAAAGUAUCUAAUCUAUUAUUUUUAUUUUGUUUAUUAAAAAAGUCUUGUGUACGUGCAAGAGCACAAACUAUAUAGUGAGAUUUCGAUUUCAGAAAACAAUAAUUUUAUUAAGAGAGAGAACGAGAAUGAAUGUGAAUUUGAAUUAUUCUGCUAAUUCGUGCAUUUAAUUGAAUAAUUCGAAAUUGAUUUUGAUAUCUCCAUUGGAUUGCAUUAUACUAUUGGAAUUUUUAAUUUUGAGAAGUGUCAGAUUUUUUACAAUAUUAAUUUGAUACGAAUAAUUCGGUUGGAUCAUAUGUGAAGCAGAAUAAAUCUUAUUUUUCGUGAAACUCAAAAAAUAAAACGUAUAUUUGAAUUUUUAUUAAAUAUAUAUUUUUAAAAAUAUAUUGCACAAAUAUUUGAAAAAAAACACACUGUUUAUAAAACCACACAAAUUAUUUUUUUUUGUUUAAACUUAGCGCAAGACACAAGAUAUUACAAAUUAUUAUAUUCUCAAAGUGCCUUAUAUAUAUUUUUUUAAUUUAUUUAAUUUAAAAUAUUGAUUGUUAUACAAAAAGAAAAAAAUGAUUAGUAGUUUUUAGUGACAAAAUAAUGAAAAAAGAAAGUUUAAAAACAAAACAAGUCAUAAUGCUGAUAAAAAAAUGCUGUCUUCCGCUUAACAUUUAUUAUUUAUACAACAAAAAAUCGUUCUUUGUUAGACUGUAAAGCGAAGAGUAUAAACAAUUAAAGAACCAAGAAUACGUGUACCCCAUUUAUUAUAAUACUUCCGUUUAAUUUUUUUUUAUCUAGUUUUGUAGUAAUUUAAGCCAUUUUGCAAUUAUUUUUUUAUCUAUAUAUGAUCAUGAUUAAUACAAAAACAAAAAGAUGUUAUUAUUUAUUUUUCAUUCUUAAUAUUUCAUUUCACUCUCAAAUAAUUUUAUUAUUGCGCGCAUAUUUAAUUUAAUUUAAUUAUUUUUUUUCUGCUAAAACAAAAAAUAUUUCUCUGAAUCAAAGCGAUAAAAGACAUUUUUUACGAAAUAAUAACAACAACAACACACAAAACAAAUCUCAGAUAGUUUUUGAUUUUAGAUUUCGUCGCUUAAGCUUGUUUUACACGCACAUCGCUUCGAAGUGAAAAUUAAUUUUUGAUUUAAAUUAAUUGAUGGAAAAUUCCGCUUAAUUUCAUUAGAUUGAGAAGAAAAACAAUAAAAUUAAACACGAAAUUAUUUCUAAUUCUUAAAUCAUUUUUAUUUCAAUUCACUUCGCAUUGAUGUGUACAUAAGACAUUUCUGUAAACAAAACAAAUACAAAAAAAAAUUAAACAAACAAAAUAAAACUUUCAAUACUAAUGAUAAGCUGAAUUAUUUAUUGCAAAAUCCUUUAUACAUUUAUAUAAAUUUAAUUAAUUUGACAUCCCCAGGAAUAAAAUUAAUUGCUAAUAUUAUUAUUUAAUUUAUGUAUCUUAAUAACAAAAAUACAAAAAAAAAGACAAACUUAAUUUAAAUUGAAUGAGAAAAAACUCCUUAAAUAUUGGGCUUCCUAGUUAUUUUUUGUUUCUUUUUAAGUUUAAAAACACGAUACAGAAAUAGACAUGGUUUUAUAGCAUAUAACAUUAUAUAUAAAAAUAAUAAUUUAUAUUUCUAGUUUUUUUACAUUGAUUUAGUCUAUAAACAUAAACAUAUUUAAAUAUUUUUUUUUAAUUUAUAAAUAUUAUAUAUUUAAAUUAUUACAUGAAUGGAGAAUGUUGCAUCUUAAAACAAAAAAUGAAAUAAAAAUAAACAAAAAAAGAUAAACAAAAAAAACAACAACAACAAAACAUGAAUAAAAUGCAUUAUGUCAGGAAUAUUAAGAAAACAAAAUAAUUUAAAUCCAUUAGUGCUGUGUGUAAAACUUCUAUAAUUUUUUUCUUGUAUGUUUAACAUUUUUAAAUUAGUUUUUCUAAUGUUUUGCAUUUUACAGAGAAAACAAUAAGUCAAUUCUUCCACUAGUUAUUAAGAUUGAAAUAAAAAACAAUAAAAGAAAAAAAAUACUAUUUUAUAAAUUUCUUUGUUUACAUGAAAUUUGAAUAUACAAUAUUUUCUACAAAUUAGUUGUUUAAAUUUGCAUUUUUCAUAUAAGUAAAAUUGAUACAAUUAAAAAAAAUGAAAAAAAAAAACAAAAUGAAACACAUCUUCCAAAAUCAUUGAAAUUUUAGCUUUAAAGAAAGUUUUUAUAAAUGUGGCAGUGAUGGAAUAUAACAAAAAAUAUUGAUCUAACAUUUAUUUGAGAAAAAUAAAGAAAAAUAACGAAACACUGCAACAAACUUUCCGAAUAAAUUCCGCAGAGAGAAAGAAAAAAGAAACAA